AGUGCAGAUGUACGUACGAUGGUUAACGAAGAGGGGAACUGAAGGUCAUGGGAGAGGCGGCUCCGACCCAGGCUACCCCAAGUGGUUUUGCACCCAUGUUGGGCGUCGGGAUGGGAGGAUCAGUCACACCAAUCGCCACUUCAAGAGGAUCAGCCGUUCCUCAGCUCCACAGCGCCAUAGUGGAGCGUUUGCGUGCCAGAAUAGAGUUGUGCCGGCGGCAUCACUCCACCUGCGAGGACCGCUAUGUACGCGGUCAGGCGGAAAGUUUGGACCGGGAGCACGAGAGCACACUCCAUCUCUUAAACAUCGUCCAUCAGGGCCCCGGGACCAGGAAGCCCAAGGGCAGUAGAUCGGCCUCUCAGCAGCCUCCUGAAUACAGCAGAGUGAAUGGUGAACAUAAAGCCCACAGUUCAUCGGAGGCGGAAUCCAAAAUUUCUUCGCAAAUAGCACAGGGACUGAGAAGAAAGAUUGAAGCGCAGUCUCCUGGAUAUACAUCCAAGCAGAAUGGCCUGCCCUGUGGGGCAUCAGGAUCCGACUUCAAGCGCCUCCGUAUGGAGCCCAGCUCUUUCCGACCUGGUUCCUGUGCUUUGGCUUCAGGACAGACUCAAAGAUUGGUUGGCGAGGCCACCCAGGGUAACAUCCUUCGAAGAAAGGACACCUUCAUGAUGCCUCACGGAAUCAGCAGUGAUUUAUUCAACAUAACUCUAAGGGAUAUGAAGAAGGAACCGACUGAAGUUCAGACCUGUGGCCAGUCGUGCACAGACCCUUCCUCGUUGACGUUUGACUUCAAAGAUGAAGUAAGUGGACAGAUUGACCCAGAGCUCCAGGACCUGUUUGAUGAGCUCACCAAGACCGUACCAUCACUCAAUGAUCUAGAGCUGGAGAAGAUGCUAAAGCAAGAUGAUGACUUUGGCCUGGAUCUGGGUCGACCCAGUUCAGCUGGUGCGGCUCCUCCUUGUGUUCACCUGGAUAAGCCGAUCAAGACAGAGUACUCACCAGAUUUUAGCCAGGCCGCUGGAAGCUCUCCACAACUCAGACCAGCCUCUGCCGGACCUUCUUUCUCCAUGGCCAACACAACUUUAUCCACCUCACCCAUCACUUCAGGGCACCAUGGACCUACCGGAGGUCCCUCUCGAGGUCUUCCAGCAUGGCCUGAGAUGUCACAUGCUGAGCAGCUAAAGCAAAUGGCUGCUAACCAACAACAGCCCAACUCUAUGCUCCACAACCACCAGCAGAGUCAAGCAGCAGGGGUUCGGAACUGGUCUUCCGCCUUGGGUGUCCACCAAACUCCUGGUGGUUUCAAUCAGGAGACUGUUCCCAGUAAUGCUUCCCUUUCUCAGCAGAGACUUAACGCUCAGAGUGCUGGUCAGGCCAAAGGCAUGUCCAACUGCUUUCUGAAGCCCAAUGAAUUUAACCAAUCCCAUCACAUUGACACAAAGGUUCUCAGCACUAAGCCCCUGCUGCAUUUCAGCCCUAAAGCACCACCUUCCACCACAGGCCAACAAAUGCCCAUCAUGGCUGCUCCACCGAACAAAACAACCAUGCAACAGCAGCCGUCUACAGCAGGCCAAGGCAUGCAUUUUCAGAACUGCCAGCUGCCCAUGCAGCCAUCUGCCUGCCUACAAACUAAGCCUCUAAGUCAAAGGCCUUCACUCAGUCAACAUAGUGCUGGAAUCAGUUUCAAAAUGGCACAGCAGAGACAGGCGUUGUGUGGAGUGCCUUGA
Molecule: messenger RNA, 1724 nt
Organism: Labeo rohita (rohu)
Lineage: Eukaryota; Metazoa; Chordata; Actinopteri; Cypriniformes; Cyprinidae
Product: mastermind-like protein 2
Exons: 4
Coding region: 48-1724 (558 amino acids)
Biological process (GO): Notch signaling pathway; positive regulation of transcription of Notch receptor target
Cellular component (GO): nuclear speck; nucleoplasm
Molecular function (GO): transcription coactivator activity
Source: RefSeq, a predicted model, not a curated record